AAAAACAAAAUGUCUGAGCAUGUUCAGAACGAGCAUGCAGCAAGCACAAAAAAACUCCUGAUUUACGUACUUUUUCCAAGCCAGAAUCAGCAUAUUUCCUUUAUGUCUCUAAAACAGCCUUUCUCAACCAGGGUGCCUUGGCAAAAUGUCUACAAAUUGCCCACAACUUGUAUACAAGCCAGCGGGUGGAACAAGCCUGCCUUUUUAGUUACACAACGCCACAGGUUUUCAUUGUGCACCAUUACCACCUUCUAGCCGCCGGCAUCCUGACAACCAAUGACAUCAUCAUUUGA
This is a messenger RNA of Staurois parvus, 293 nucleotides long. NCBI's taxonomy places the organism in Eukaryota, Metazoa, Chordata, Amphibia, Anura, Ranidae. The record is from the annotation of a GenBank genome assembly.